AUGACUGGUCCUGGACCUGAAAUAAAUAAGGAGGAGCACCCCAGUUCUCCGGGCAAGAAACAGAUAACAUAUAAUAGUAUACCCAAGAAUGCAAAUCUAAUUGAUGGAUCUACGAAUUCAUCGAAGAGGCCAAUUGAAAAGUAUGACAAGAGAAUAGCCGACCCAACAAAAAGCUAUUUUCCACAUAGCAUAUCAAGAACACCAAGGAGAAAAUAUACUUACAUUCUAGUCCUCACAUCACUAAAUGGAACUUUUGAGAGCAAACAUGUGGUGAUACCAUUUAAACCAGAUGGUUUGAAAUUGGGAAGGCCUGUUGCUAAUAGUAAUAGCAGCUCCAGUUCAUCGCUCAGGGGCGGUAAAAGAGUGGAUUCACACACUUUUUCCCAAGUAAGGUCCGAUAAUGGUAAUUUCGAUUCAAGAGUACUCUCCAGGAAUCAUGCAUUGUUAAGUUGCGACCCGCUCACGGGUAAGGUAUAUAUACGAGACUUAAAAUCCAGUAAUGGUACGUUCAUUAACGGUCAAAGAAUUGGCUCAAAUGACGUAGAAAUCAAAGUUGGCGAUGUGAUAGACUUGGGAACAGAUAUAGAUACGAAAAUUGAGCAUCGAAAAAUAAGUGCCACAGUUGAAGAACUAUUUGUACAACCUUUAUUAGAAUCACCGAUUUUUGAAAAUGAAGAUAGUGAUGAUUGCCAUACAAUUACAGAAAAAGAGGAGGCUGCUGCCAUAACAAGUCACAUAUAUGGUGAUUCCAACAACCUAGAAUUGGAAGAAGUUAUCCUGGGCUCUGAUACAGAAAUACUGAGUGGAAUUUUUAUUAAUAAUUGUAUUGGUACGAGCCCGACUUUAUCUAAUAUCAUCAAAACCCUGGCAAUGGAAAUUCCAUUUUCCAAAUGCGAUAAUUUUAAAUUACAGUCGAUGGAGAAUUUCUUAAUUAAUUAUACGACACAUCUAGAAUACACGAACAAACUUUUAGUGGAAAAAAAUGAUCAGCAACUGGUAAAGCUGCAAAAUGGAUUAAGAAGGAAACUGUCGGGGAAAUACGAAAAGAUUAUCGAACAAAACAGAAAUCAAGUAAAACAGUUGGAAAGGGACCAUAUGUUUUUCAAAAAGUCAUUUGAAGUGAAGAAAAGAAGAAAUAAUGAAAAGCAAAAAAGCAUGGAAAGGGAAAUAGAAGACUUGAAAACUAGGUUAGAAGUGGAACGAUAUAAGAAUUCACAAAUGAUGAAGAAGAACAAACAGAAAGAACAAGAACUCUCAACUGCAUCUAAAAAAAAGACUACCGAACAUGACACUAGAGGCGUCCCGGGCAUGAAUCCUAAGGGUACUGACAAAUUUAGCAUCAAGAACACGCUAUGUAAUCAUUUCACACUAUUAACAUUUGGAACUAUUUCCAUCGGGAUUAUAGCUAUUGUCUUCAAGAUCCUUUCCCCCAACUAG
Saccharomyces cerevisiae S288C is the source of this 1437-nucleotide messenger RNA. It is a transcript of the gene FAR10, whose product is annotated as Far10p. The record is from RefSeq and is marked reviewed. Gene Ontology annotation, cellular component: membrane. Bases 1 to 1437 code for a protein of 478 amino acids. The transcript has a single exon. NCBI's taxonomy places the organism in Eukaryota, Fungi, Ascomycota, Saccharomycetes, Saccharomycetales, Saccharomycetaceae.